Corythoichthys intestinalis (scribbled pipefish) is the source of this 4436-nucleotide messenger RNA. RefSeq names its product bone morphogenetic protein 7-like. The record is from RefSeq and is a predicted model, not a curated record. The coding region runs from base 46 to 1317 and encodes 423 amino acids. The transcript is spliced from 7 exons. Lineage: Eukaryota; Metazoa; Chordata; Actinopteri; Syngnathiformes; Syngnathidae. Gene Ontology annotation, molecular function: cytokine activity; growth factor activity. Gene Ontology annotation, biological process: BMP signaling pathway. Gene Ontology annotation, cellular component: extracellular region.
GUUCUAAUAUUUUUAAUAGAAAAGCUACAAGCGCUCGUAACAAAAAUGGUCCAAAAGGUGGCAGUCAUUAUUUUAUUGACUUGGAUUUGCGGCGUCUUUUCCACUAAGAUGUCCUUCUCUAACUUCUCCGUGGACAACGAGGUGCGCUCCAGUUUCAUUCAUCGCCGACUGAGGAGCCAGGAGCGCAGGGACAUGCAGCGGGAGAUCCUCUCCAUCAUGGGACUGACUCAUCGCCCGCGACCCACGCAGGUCCACACAAGGCUCAACGCUGCCCCGAUGUUCAUGCUGGACCUUUACAAUACCGCCUCGACGGACGCACCACAGAUGAGAUAUUCCAGCUACAAUCCUCAUUUGGACCCUGACGCUUCCAAUUUGGUGACUUUGCAGGACAGUCGCUUCCUGGAUGAUGCCGAUAUGGUGAUGAGUUUUGUCAGUCUAGUUGAUCAGAAUCAAGAACUUCUGUACCAGAAGCACCAAAAGGAAUUCAGAUUUGAUCUUUCGCGUAUUCCAGAGGGAGAAGCUGUCACAGCGGCAGAGUUGAGGAUUUUUAAGGAUUUCGUGCAGGAACGCUAUGAGAAUGAAACGUUUCGAAUAAGCAUCUACCAGGUUUUGCAGGAAGGCGCAGACAGUGAAGUGGAGUUGUUGCUAGUGGAACAGCGAGAGGUGUGGUCUGCAGAAGAGGGCUGGCUCAUCUUUGACUUGACCGCGACUAGUAAUAUUUGGCUAGCCAACCCAGAACACAACUUUGGCCUGCAUCUGGUCGUGGAAGACACCUAUGGUCAUAGAAGAACUCCACAUCUGAUGGGGCUGUUAACAGGGAGCGAAGCUAAAGGAAAGCAACCCUUUUUGGUUGCCUUCUUCAAAUCCAAUGAGGUCCGCUUUCGCAAUAUCCGCUCCGCACAUGGCCACAGAGGGCGCUAUUCGAACCGCUCAAAACCACAGAGGACUGUCCAAGAUGCACUAAAAGCCGCCGAGGCCGCAACAGAUCUCGGCAUAUCUAAAGGUGGAUGUAAGAAACACGAACUGUAUGUCAGUUUCAGAGAUUUGGGAUGGCAGGACUGGAUCAUUGCACCAGAGGGCUACGCAGCAUACUAUUGCGAGGGGGAGUGCGCCUUCCCACUCAAUUCCUACAUGAAUGCCACAAACCACGCCAUUGUGCAAACUCUGGUGCACUUUAUCAACCCGGGAACUGUGCCUAAGCCCUGCUGCGCUCCCACGCAACUCCACGGAAUCUCUGUGCUCUACUUUGAUGACAGCUCCAACGUCAUCCUAAAGAAGUACCGCAACAUGGUGGUCAGAGCCUGUGGCUGUCAUUGACCACGGAGCGUCCAUUAUACAGUAUGAGCUCAUUCCAUUCCUGAGGGAUGUUAAAAUAAAAAGAGAAAGCAGCACAACCACAGACAAGAUAUGGUUUACUGCCUGUUACAGAGAAGGCUUUUAUCUGUGGGACUGUAUUUAUGACCAGCAGCUGAGCAAUUGGAACCACUGGUUACACGGCUUAUAUUUUAUGUUCGUCACUGCAACUCUGAAAUAUGCACUAAAAUCAAUCCGAGCAGAGAUGCUUGGACUGGUGUAUUCAAACAGCAGUUAUCACUGUCAGAAUCAGUUAUUGUACUGAUACUAUAUUUUAUUUGGAACCUUUAAGCCAAGAGAGACUUCCACUUCAAUUUCUUGCAUGGAAGUAUGCUGGAAUUGUGAAUUGAAAAUUGACUUUUAACUGCUGACCUCCCUUGAGAACAACACUUCAUAUGAAGGAAAUCAUAGCUGCAUGAAAAGCUAAGGUUUGUUCUGGACUGUUAAGCUGGUGUUGCUGUUUGACAACAUUCCUGCUGACAAAUUGGCAGCUGAGACCGUAAGUAACUAUGAUAAAAUGGUGCAUAUUUACAUCAUAUUUAAAGUGUGUCAGUUAAUUGAUGCUAAUGAAUUUUCAUGUUAGGUUUUGCACCUUCUUCCUUCUGCUGAUGACUUAACGUUUGCAUCUGUUUGGUCCGUUAUCCCAUUUAUAACUUAUGAGUGACAUACGUCUAGCUUGAGGGUCUUUCUUGUAACAUUAGACUAAUGCUAAUGUUGCAAGAAAAAGUAGAGAUGUAAAGCUUGAAAUAAUCUACCUGAAUUUUUUAAAUCUGCAGGAAUAUAGAAAUUUGACCAGAUAACAGCUCACGUUCCUUAAGUAUUAAUACAACUUGCUUCAUUAUCGUCAUUCUCGCAGUCAGCGUGAUGUCACGAUGACGUCAUCUCGCAUAGCAACGUGUCGCCAUUUUGAGAGGGGGGCACAGGUAAACAUCCUUAGACAAACAUCUGAAAUUCAUGUAUUUCAGCUGUAUUUUGCGCUUUUUUUUUUUUCAUAAAAAUGUCUUAAACAUGACUUAUUAUUAUCACGAGUCACUGCAGACAGACGCGAGGAGGCGAUACAACUUAAAAUUAGCGUGUAUUGACCUGCAAAUCUGCCCAUACAAAGUCGCAGCUGAUAGCUGGAUAAACAAUCCAAAGGAAUUGCCUGCAGUGGAGUUCGGAAACACCUACAACUACCUCAUAAAGUCACCCAGUAAGUUGACUUUUAUCAAUUACGUAGAAUAUGUACUGUGUGGAACAAUGAAAACUGUUAGUAUAUACAUGGAGUGAUUAUUUCUGCCGUAACCGGUAAUUCGUCUCCAAGCGUUAUUUAGCCGUGAACACGUCAAGGCAAAAUAACCAAUUCCCACCAGGCCAAUAAUAUACCGAUUGACCGAUGAGAGCAAUUCACAGCAAAAGAAAAAUAACGCUUUGCGAGUUGUUGGUUCCGGUAAUAAUAACCACUGCCUAGUCUAUUGAAUCCUCGCAGCUGAUUGGGGAAAAAAAAAAAAAAAAAAAAUCGAUUAAAGUUUACUCACCAGUAAUGAAAUGUCGGCUGCAAAGGUAAAUGUGCCUGGUCCACGGAACCGUCUUCUUUUACUGUUCCUCGAUUUAUUGCUUUCAGCCAAUCACUUGUCAUUUUCUUCUCACGAGGAAGAAUGAAAAACUUCAAAUGCGGCUCCGAACUCUUCCUUGUGUUACAAUCCACAACACGGCAACUUUUAGUCAUUCCGACGGAAAAAAAGACCGCAAAUAAGACAAAAGUUCAACGCGUUUGUACUAUAAUCAGUGUUGGGCACGUUACUUUAAAAAAGUAAUUAGUUACAUUACUCACUACUUCUUCCAAAAAGUAACUGAGUUAGUAACUGAAUUACUCUAUAGUAAAAGUAACUAGUUACCAGGGAAAGUAACUAUUUCCGUUACUUUAAAAAGAACUUGUUGUAUGUCAAAGAAUUUGAAAUUUUCUGAGCAGUAUUCGAGUCAGUGGAAUAGAGAAGAACAGACAGGUAGUUAACUUGUUAGGUGCUUCAGCAGAUUUGAAUUACUUACCACAGAUGUCGACAAAAGCUUUGCCCCGGGACAUAAAUUACACAUUACAUGCAGGUUCUUUCCUUUAAUUUCGACAAACUUGAAAUAGUGUCUAUAUCUCCACCUCUUAAAGGACAAUUUUUCUUCUGAAUGCUCUGCCAUCCCGACCCUGUGCAUCUGUUUUGCGUGUGUGUGUUUGCCGCACGCGCUGUUCCUGUUUGCUUGUGAAAUCACCGGCUCUGAUUGGCUUACCACGACACAUGGCUCUAACCGUCAGCCAAUCACAAUCACUUCCAUCGCAUCUCUCGAGGGGCUGCAUUUAGGAAGGCUCGUUUCCCGACAAUUCACGUCACCUUCAAAACGCCUGCCGUCCUCAAGAUGGAAGCAGAAUUAUUGCUGGCUGACAGUGGGAGAUGGAAACAAGGCUAGCAUCAGGUGUAGCAAACACAGAAACGUUACCAAAUUUUGGAAAGCAUUGUCUAAUUGAAUGAGCAGGGACAAACAGCUUGGAGUCAGAAGUAUGUGCGCUAUUCUCGAACCUGAACGCACCCCAAGUCUUGGAUGACAAAUCAACAGAGCAGAGAGUCGACUCGACACGGCUUGUAGUUUCUUCAGUUUAUUCAGAGUAAGUAACGCACUGCUUUUGACCGUCAGUAACGGUAACGGCUUUGUAACGGCGGAAAAAGAAAUUGGUUAGAUUACCCCGUUACUGAAAAAAUAACGCCGUUACGUAACGGCGUUUCUCCCAACACUGACUAUAAUGCACGACAGAGCAACUGCUUGUGACUCGUGUUUUGCCCCCAUUUCAAUAUGGUGACGCUUUGUUGUGGCUGGUGACGCCAUUAAUGCCCAUAUGUCCGACUGCAAGAAUAGAUGAAAUGAAGCCCAUCCCAGUACAGUGUACUGUAUGAAAUAACCAUUAAAUGGAACAUAUUGGUGCUCUGACCACAUUUGUUGUUGUCUUGAUCAACAACUCCCAUGAUGAGAGUUUGAAGUAGACACGCUGUCUUGUGAUCUAAUUAUUUUGCUUGGACUGGAAUUCCAACGAUAUUAAAUCUGCUUGGUGGUCCAUUGUA